Crotalus tigris (Tiger rattlesnake) is the source of this 2932-nucleotide messenger RNA. RefSeq names its product GLE1 RNA export mediator (gene GLE1). The record is from RefSeq and is a predicted model, not a curated record. Gene Ontology annotation, cellular component: cytoplasm; nuclear pore; nuclear pore cytoplasmic filaments. The transcript has 17 exons. Gene Ontology annotation, biological process: poly(A)+ mRNA export from nucleus; regulation of translational termination; regulation of translational initiation. Gene Ontology annotation, molecular function: inositol hexakisphosphate binding; translation initiation factor binding; phospholipid binding. Lineage: Eukaryota; Metazoa; Chordata; Lepidosauria; Squamata; Viperidae. Bases 180 to 2387 code for a protein of 735 amino acids.
AAAGAAAGAAAGAAAAAAGAAAGAGAAAGAAAAGAAAGAAAGAAAAAGAAAAAGCACCUUUGGCACAACCAUGACUUGGAUGGUUGAGAAUCUCCAUAGAAGAAACCCGGAAUUGUCAACGCGAGGGUCCCUCUAUCCCUUGGCCAAUCUAUAUUCCUCCCAGCGGAAGUCGUAGCUCUAUGGCGCUUUUUUUAAAAAAGCCUCGCGGCUUCCUCACCGGAACCGGAAGUGGGGCGAUGCGGGGUCGGCCCUGUGUUGCUCGGCGGCCGUUUUCGCUCGCCGCCAUGCCGUCCGAGCAAUUUCGGCUGCAGACCGUGGAGGCUCUGCGGAACACCCGCAAAGGGCGGCUGCGUUACUGCCGCGACUGGAGCCCGCUCGAGGAGGGCAUCUUGGAAGAGGAUAAAGCUCUUCCGGUGUUGUCUCGCUGCACAGGUUGGGUGCUUGAAAAAAUCAUCUCCCAUUCUCCAAAGUCAGAUCUCUUGGCAAAAUGCACUCCUGAAGGGGCGUCCCUUUUCCAUGGUUUAUCAUUAGAGAUCGAUGCCUCUCCUGUCAAUCAGGACAGCCCCCUGCCCUCGCUAACAGAAGCCCCAGCUGAUGACCAGAAAUGGAGAAGCACGGGGAGCAACCAGGAGCCCCUCACCCUGACCCCCCCGUCCAAAAGUACGGGAGUCGAAGGCCUCAUUCAUUUGCACAAGGAGAUCCAGAAGCUGAAAGGGAAGGAGCAGCUGAAGCAACGCUUGGAACAGCAGGAACAGGCGGGGAAGGCCGCCUGCGAAGAGGCCAGCGAGUUGCUGAAGCGUUUCGAUGAGCUGAAGGAGCUGAAGCAACAUCAGGAGUACCAGCACCUUCAGCAAGAGAUGGAGAACAGCUCCAAAGAAGCUCAAGGCCAGCAAGAAAAGCUGAAGGAGGAACAUCGGCGCAGAGCCAAGCUUUUGAGCCGGAAGCUCCGUGAGGCCGAGCAGCAGCGCCAGCGGCAGGAAGACCUGGAGCGCCAGCGGCGGGAGGAGAGCCAGGAGCGCCUGCGCCGCCUCUACGCCAUCCAGGAGGAGGUCCUGCAGAUCCACCAGCAAGUCGGCCUGGGCGCCCGGCAGAAAGAGCUGCCCACCCUCGAUUUCUCGCUCUUCAACAACCGGGGCAAUCAGCUCUGCGGGGAGGUGUCGGCCUUGGUCCGCGUGGCCAAUGAGCAGGCUUUCCCCACUGAGGCAGAUGUGGCUUCCGCUGAGCACGUCCUGCUCAAAAUGCACCAGCUCUUUUCCAAUAUGCAGCAAGAAAUUGCUCUGGCCCUGGAACAGACGAAGGAGGAGGAGGAGAAGGUGGCUUUGGCUGCAGCUGCAGCCGCCGAGGCCCAAAAAACAGAGGAACUGCAGAAACAGGAGCUGGCAAAAUCCCAGGCUUCAAAUCCCGGAAAUCUAGCUGGAGGGCUUCAGGUAAAGGCAGACGCAUCCAUUAUGAAGUGGUACCAGGAGCUACAGAAAGAAUCCCAGCAGUGUGAGGCUUCCUUCAGCUGCUUGGCCAGCAGCAAAGGCACGCAGGAGAAAAAAAUCAAAAUGGAAUUGCAGAAAGCUGCCACCAUCCCUGUUAGCCAGAUUUCUACCAUCGCAGGUUCUCAGCUGAAGGAGAUAUUUGAAAAAAUCAAUAGCUUCCUUUCGGGAAAGUACGUGAAGUGCGGGGGCCACAAAGUAUCUGUCACGCAGCAUCCUGAAGGCCUGGAGUUUGUUUAUUUCAAACUGGCUGAAAAGUUUGUGAAACAAGGCGAAGAAGAGGUAGCCUCUCACCACAAAGCUGCGUUCCCCAUUGCCGUGGUGGCAUCUGGUAUCUGGGAGCUGCACCCCAAGGUGGGCACCCUCAUCCUGGCUCACUUGCACAAAAAGUGUCCUUAUGCUGUCCCCUUCUACCCUGCGAUGAAGGAAGGCACCCCCCUGGCAGAGUAUCAGAGGACCCUUGGCUACCAAGUGAAGGAUGGGAAAGUAGAGCCUCAAGACAACUUUCUAAAACGGAUGUCUGGAAUGAUCCGACUCUAUGCGGCCAUCCUGCAACUUCAGUGGCCGUAUCAGGAUAAGCAAGGAACUCAUCCACACGGAUUAAACCAUGCCUGGCGUUGGCUGGCACAGAUGUUGAACAUGGAGCCUCUGGCAGAUGUGACAGCAACCGUUCUGUUCGAUUUCCUGGAGGUGUGUGGGAAUGCGCUCAUGAAGCAGUACCAGGUGCAAUUUUGGAAGUUGCUUCUCCUGAUCCAGGAAGAAUAUUUUCCCAGGAUUGAAGCAAUUACCAACCCCGGGGAAAUGGGCUCCCUCAUACGAUUCAAGCAGUUUUUAAAGGAAUGCUUACAACGAAAAAACAUUCCUCUCCCCAAAGGCUAUUUGUCACCCUCUUUUUGGAAAUCCUGAGGGUCGGAUCCCCUGGCACUUUUACAGAAGAACCAUGAAUGGGAAAAGGAAAACGUUCCCGCUGGCUGUUUUAAUUUUCGUGAAAUCAAGGGAAACUGCUUCAAAUCCGUCUGGAAGCAACGGUUUUCUGCCUCUUGGAUCCAAGCCGAUAAUGAACAAUAGGACUGUGGGAUUUUCGCUUCUGCUAUUUACAAGCAGUGGGUGGAAAACGAAGAGGAAUUUGUAUUUUUGUGUGUCGGUGCUAAACAGUAAAGUAUUUCUGAUAACUUAUAUAUUUUUCGUACGAUAUGAUCCAGCUUGCUGGUAGAGUGGGACAUUUACGACAGCAAUUGUGUUAGCUCAAUCAAGCAUGAAGCGUUGAGCUUUUGGUGUCCAUUUGCUACAGUGAUCAUUUUACAAUGAUAAAAGAUAAUAAACCUUUGGAAGAAACUGCCUGGAAUGUCAUUAGAGCUCAAAGGAGCUUUAUUUUAAAGGCUGUCAUCGAGUAACUUAUUUUUAAUGUUUGCGCGUGCCUGUUUUCAAAGUAAAGACAUUGGAAUUUCUAA